GUGGUAGAUGAGGGAUGAGCAUUCACAAAGCUUAAAAGCAAUAGAAGCUCCCAAAGAUUAGCUAUAAGAGGCAUCUAAUCUAAAACUCUGUUCUAUAAAAGCAAAGCAAAUUAAUAUUGUCCCCUGAAUAGGCAAUGCUUCAAUCAUUUUAGCGCACUAUUGUUUUUGUACUCAGUAGAAGAAAAUAGGGUUUCUUUUUUCUUUUUAUUUUUCUUUUUCUUGAAGCAAAGAAAUUUUGGGUCUUCGAAGUUAUGAGUAAAGAAGAAGAGGAUGAAAUAGAAAACAGGGGAGGAGGGUUGAAACCGGCGUCGGGGCCGUACAAAUGGCUGGCGAGCUUCCACCGUGAUCUAAUGGCGGGAGCGGUGAUGGGUGGCGUGGUGCACACGAUCGUGGCACCGAUUGAGAGGGCGAAGUUGUUGCUUCAAACCCAAGAGAGUAAUUUGGCUAUCGUGGCAGGUGGGAGAAGGAAAUUCAAAGGGAUGCUUGAUUGUAUCUUCCGUACGGUUAAAGAAGAAGGUAUUCUUUCUUUAUGGAGAGGCAAUGGGAGUAGUGUUCUCAGAUAUUACCCUUCUGUUGCUCUUAAUUUCUCCCUCAAGGAUCUGUAUAAAAACAUAUUAAGAAACGGUUAUUCUGAAGGUGGUCAUGUUUUCUCUGGAGCAUCUGCUAACUUCAUUGCUGGAGCUGCAGCUGGUUGUACAACAUUGAUCUUGAUCUACCCUCUUGACAUUGCUCACACCCGCCUUGCUGCAGACAUUGGAAGAAGCAAUGUCCGUCAAUUCAGAGGCAUCUACCAUUUCCUGAGCACCAUACGUGAAAAAGAUGGGAUACAAGGAAUUUACAGGGGUCUUCCUGCUUCUCUACAAGGGAUGAUUGUUCAUCGGGGUCUAUAUUUUGGAGGAUUUGAUACAAUAAAGGAAAUCUUGUCUGAAGAGUCCAAAACUGAGUUGACAUUAUGGAAACGUUGGGUGGUUGCACAGGCUGUGACAACAUCUGCUGGAUUGUUGUCAUAUCCACUUGAUACAGUUCGGAGGCGGAUGAUGAUGCAAUCUGGCUUGGAACAACCGAUGUACCAUAGCACACUGCACUGCUGGAAGACGAUUUAUAGAACAGAGGGGGUGAGUUCAUUUUACCGCGGGGCACUAUCUAACAUAUUUAGGAGCACUGGUGCUGCAGCCAUCUUGGUUCUAUACGAUGAGGUCAAGAAAUUCAUGAAAUGGGGUGGAUUGUAGGUGGAAGCAAUUUUUGACAGUCCUUCUUUUUUGAGCUAAAAGGAUUAGAGUAGAAUGAGAUUCAGGAUUUACAACUGGAAAAGGCCUUGUAAAAAUGCAACUGAGAUUGAUACUCUCAUUACCAUGUUGUUUACUAGAUGACAUUCAUUUACCACAUUGGUGAACCACACCAUGAUUUUGCUUGACGAAUAAAAGAGGAAAUUGUUGCUUGUCGAA
This is a messenger RNA of Gossypium raimondii (Peruvian cotton), 1445 nucleotides long. Its product is annotated as probable ADP,ATP carrier protein At5g56450. Lineage: Eukaryota; Viridiplantae; Streptophyta; Magnoliopsida; Malvales; Malvaceae. Gene Ontology annotation, biological process: mitochondrial ADP transmembrane transport; mitochondrial ATP transmembrane transport. The record is from RefSeq and is a predicted model, not a curated record. Gene Ontology annotation, cellular component: mitochondrial inner membrane. Gene Ontology annotation, molecular function: ATP:ADP antiporter activity. The transcript has 2 exons. The coding region runs from base 252 to 1229 and encodes 325 amino acids.